This is a messenger RNA of Trichoderma breve, 2223 nucleotides long. RefSeq names its product fungal zn(2)-Cys(6) binuclear cluster domain-containing protein. Gene Ontology annotation, cellular component: chromatin. The transcript is spliced from 5 exons. The record is from RefSeq and is a predicted model, not a curated record. Lineage: Eukaryota; Fungi; Ascomycota; Sordariomycetes; Hypocreales; Hypocreaceae. Bases 1 to 2223 code for a protein of 740 amino acids. Gene Ontology annotation, biological process: regulation of transcription by RNA polymerase II; DNA-templated transcription. Gene Ontology annotation, molecular function: zinc ion binding; RNA polymerase II cis-regulatory region sequence-specific DNA binding; DNA-binding transcription factor activity, RNA polymerase II-specific.
AUGGGGCCACCCACGGGAGAGCGACAUCUGUGCCACUGCGGGAGAGGCUUUCUUAGAAAAGAGCAUCUCCGUCGGCAUCAGGCUACCCAUGGCAGUCCUUCCUUCACGUGCCAUGUGUGUUCUCGAUCGUUCAGCCGCAGUGAUCUCCUUCGCCGCCAUCUGACGCUACACGAUGGCUCCGCCCCCUCGGAUUCUAAACGAGUCCGCGCAUGUGAUGCAUGCCAUGCCAGCAAGAUCCGAUGCGAUGGAGGCGUUCGGUGCUCUCUGUGCACCAAGCGAGGCAUAGAUUGUGCCUUCACGAGAGGCCCUGCCCCUAAUGGUAAUAUUGCGGCCAAUCCGCCUCAAGGUAGCGCCUCGUCCUUGCACUCGGGUCAUGGAUCCCGCUCCCCAGAUCCUCCCAGAUCGGCCCCCACAGACGCCUCAGCCUCUACCGGUGGCUCUCAGCCUGAUACAAAUCAUGCUGUACCCAUGUCUUAUACCAUGAACGGCACGGCACCGGUGAGCCAGGGGACCCAGCAACAAGACGCGCCCUCCAUUGCCAUUGAAGGACUACAGCUAGUACUCGAAGCUGUUUCCAGGCCAAGGUCGUCAGGAUCGUCAAGGCUUCAGCGGCCACCAACCCCAGAAGUGAAAAAGUGGUCCGCGUCGUGUAUCAAGUCGUACAUGGGUCGUUUCCAUGACCGGUGGCCGGUACUGCAUGCUCCCACUUUCGAGCACGAGGUAGAUUCCGUUACACUACGAAGCACUGCCAUUAUAAUAGGCUUUUGGCUGCAGAAUGAGAUUGAGGACAAUAGUCUUGUAUUCGACAUACAUAGCAUUCUCGUCAAACGCCUGCUCGACGAGUUGACAGAAUCCACCGCAGAUCCAAAUGCCGUCUGGCCUCUCCGGUCACUCCAAUCAUCCCUGUUGAACAUCAUUUUCGCAUUCGAAAGCGGACGCGAGAAAAACAUGAAAAGGGCCCGUCUUCUCUUGAGUCUCCUCAUCACUGUAUGUCGACAACUCAGAAUCUUCACCGCCGAUGCCAUCGAUCAUCAAAUAAGGAUUCACUUCAGCGGCGACUUCCCCCCCUGGGUGUUUGCGAUGAAGGAGAAAUGGAAAAGACUCGUCGCAAACAUGUUCAAACUCGACACAUACAUAUCUCUGCUCACCCAGCAACCCCCGUCUCUGCAGCGCGAAGAGUUGAGUCUCAGCCUUACAUCCACAUUCGGCCAAUGGAACGCCUACGGCCUCGACGUCUUCUUCAGGAGAUGGCCCUCGGAGCCCAUGGAACGCGCCCAGUAUAGGAUAUGCGACCUCGCGCUGGGAUCGCAGCAACCAAUCUCGCCCGUCAUCCUCGUCGAGGACCUGCAGAUUCGCAUGAUGGGCGUGACCAACUAUGUCUGGAUUCUCAACAAGAUGCGAGGAAGCCCAAACCCAAACCUAUGCGUAUCCAGCGAACAAAGGGAACUGAUAUCAGGCCGUCUUAAGCGUUGCAAGCUGCAGCUCGACGGCAUGACCUCCAUAUGGAAAGAGCCGGAACAGCACAAGAUGCACAUCGACUUCCUUCUGAGGGCCUACUCGGCCAGGGAGGAACCCUUCCACGAGGACUGGCAGAAACCCGUUCGGGACCGCUUCUUCUCCUUCGUCUUCAGCGCCACCAUGCUGUACCAUCUCCUCAACAUGCACAUCUACGCCGACGUCCACAGCUACAUGCAAAGCCUCCCCGUCGUUUCUUCCCCAGGCGUCACCCCGGCCAACCUCUCCACCACGCCCCCCAUCAACAACGCCGAGAUCCACGAUUGGGCCACAUCCCAGGACGCCCGGAUCGCCGUCUCGCACGCCAUCUUUGCGUAUCGCGUCUACGGCUCCACCACGUCUCCCUCUGACCUCAAAGCAGAGGUGGUCGAUCCCAUCGCACACAUGACCAUCGCGGCGGGGGCUGCCAUCCUGUGGACGUGGAUCCAGAACAACACGUCUGCAUGUACUUGCAUGAAUCUGCCCGUAGGUGGCGAGCUAGACUUUGGAUUUGUGCCGUUGGGGGCUGGGAAGAGCCCCGAGGUGGACCAUUGGAUACGGAACGGAGGCACCAUCUGGCUGCAUGGAGUCCAUCUGUGCAAGUGCAACGUGGACGUUUGGCUUUCACCUUUUGCGGCGAUUCUAUCCCACGGGGCAAAGAAGUGGGAGAUAGGAAAUGUGUUUGCACAGAAGCUGUGGUCACAACUUGGACUUCAACGGUCUGUUUAA